UUGCUGUGUCGUGUGGAGUUUCGUUAAUUGAACGCCACCUUUCCUUGUUGAUCUUGUUUACCAUAUUUUCUUACUUUGAAACUGUUUAAUCGACCUUAGAAUAGUUUGUCUGUCUUUAGCUCCACUUGGCGUCAGUAUCGGGGUUGGUUAACUUUUAAUUCAGUUCUAAUUUGGUAUACAUGUUUGUUGUCAUAAAAGGUCUUCAUUUCAAAGUGGUAAAUUAACAUUAUAUCACACCUGCUAGCGUUACAGACUGGUAUUUUAACUCGAGGGAAACAGUUACCCGACAGUUAUAUCAUCCCGUCUGUGAUAUCGAUCAUUUUCUAAAAAUAAAAACCCAUUUAUAAAGACCAUGUAACAUAUAUUUAAAAAACAAUGAAAUAGUGUUAACAUGGAAAAUUUAGAAAAUGUAGAAUCAUUGUUUAAAUCUUGUUAAAUAGAUACUAGAACACUAGUUUAAGGAACACGCCAUACAAUGAAUAAAUAGCAGUAAAGGUCGUUCCUUAUACUGUAGCAACGGAUAUGACACAAGAUAUAUAUAAACAACUUCAAGGACGUGUUUAAAUGAUUAAAGAAAUUGUUUGAUUCAGAACACUCUUUAAGGUUUAAAGUGGAAAGGAUAUUUUUAGAAUGAAAAAAUGAAGGAUAUACACGCGUCUAUUGAAGGAGGGUUUACAUUUAUAUGAAAUUCAUUUAAUCUACGUUUAAGAAUACACACUAUUGUUUUCUCGCCAACCAUUUUAACUAUGGAAAUACAUCAUUAUUUACCUUAUAAUCAGAAUGGCGGAGUUAUGAAAAUAUCUGAUGGCUGGGAGAACCUGAAGCGGAAACUUGAUGAUGACAUAACUCAAGAGGUACUUGACAGGAUUAUCUUUCUCAUUGAUGAUAAAAUCAAAACAAACCCUGAAAUCGAGACUGUCACGGAUAUCCUAAAUACAUUAGAAAACUCUAAGUCUUUCGAAGAUGUAUUGUCAAUUCUUGAACAUGUUUUCGGACAUAUGAACAAUUAUCCUGAAUACGAAGACAAAAGUUUCUAUCAACUUAUAAGGAAAUGUAGGCUUGUGAAAAGAAAAUUUGGUUGCUCCAAUAUAAUUGGACGAGAAAAAGAAAUAAGAGAAGCAAUCAAAGCUUUGGAGAGUUCUGAUAACAACGGUUUAUGGAUAUACGGAAUGGGUGGACUUGGAAAAACAUUGCUUGCAAAUGAAAUAUCUGCACAGUUACAUUUGUCUCGUAAAACUGCUGUAAUCAAAUUGGAUUUAAAGCAGUUUAAAGACGCUGUUGAAUUGAUCAAAAGUCUUCUUGAAAAGUUUCAAGUAUACUCAAGGAACUCCGAGACCAGUGCUUCUUUGACGAGUCAACUUCUGUCUCAGCUAGAAGUCAACAAACAAGACACGUGCAUAAUACUUGACAGCAUUGAGGACGUUUAUGACUUGGAUCACGAAGAAGUUAUUGACUUCUUGCACAGAUGCUUUGCCACUUCAACAAAUAUGCCAAUUAAAUGGAUUAUAACAUCAAGAAAAGAUGCAGGCGUAAAAUUUGACGGACUGAAAGAAAUAGGACUAGGACCUUUGAAUGAUGGCAGUGCGGAAAAAUUGUUCAAAAUUUCAACAGGAAAUGUUGAAGUACUAAAUGAAAUGCAUCACCGUAUCCUUCAAAAGACGGAUAAUAACCCACUUGCUAUUAGACUUGUAUCAUCUGCUUUAAAUUCUUACAAUGUUGAUGGUAAAUUUGACAACUUGUCAUUUCUGAGUUCACAACUGCAAACCAGUAUGUACGAAUGUAUUGAAUAUGCAUAUAUGUCCCUAACAGAAUCUGAAAGAGCCCAACUGAAUUUAUUAACAGUAGUUGAAACCUCCUAUUUCGACAUAGAAAUAGUUAAAGCUGUUUUAGAAAAAGAUGACGAAGAAGCACUUCUCAUUUUGACGACACUUAUCAAUCGUCAGCUUGUUAAAAGGAUAUGUUACGGACGCUAUUGCCUCCAUCACUUGAUACUUGAUCAUAUUAGGAAUCGACCUGGUUACGAAGAGUGUUCAAUGAAAGCACAAAAUAACUUUUGUCAGCAUAUGAUUGAAAGGUUAGAGCCAUACGUGCAACAGGCAGAUAAGGACUACUCGGAAGCUAUAGCUCUAAUUUCUAGCAAUAAGCCAUUUCUGAAAGUCCUAUUCAAUGCCCUAAGUAUUCGCAAAAAAGAUAGUAAUCAUUUACUUACAAGUGAUGUAAGCAAAACUUUAAUACGACUGCAAAAAAUGGUUCCAAUGACAAAUAACGAAAAAGAAAUACUUUAUAGAAAUAUAACCAUGCAAAUACUUCCCGAUGGAAGACAUCAUGCAAAUAUGUACUGGAAACUUGAGGAAAUAAGGAUGAUGGAGGACAAUAAUAGGUUUACUGAUGCAGAGAAAGAAAUAUCAAUUAUUGAAGAAACAUUAAGAAUGAUACCUGAAGACAAUACAAGCUCAAGUAUUAAAGGAACAUUUUGGUACAUUAAGGGAAGAUUCUUUCGUCUUAAAAAAGUUAAACAAUAUAUCGAUGCUAUUGAGUGCUUUAAGAAGUCGCGUUCUAUCAAUAAGCGUAUAGGUAACAUUCCUGAAUAUACGGAAGCUUUAGAUGCAUUAGGAAAUACAUAUUAUGAUAUGGGAGAUGAUGAAACAGCUUUAUAUUAUCACCAAAAAGCAUUUGAUAUACUACAAAAGUAUACAUCAGACGAGUUUCAUCCAGACUUAUCUGUUUACGAAUUUAAUAUUGGAACUAUAUAUUUCUCAAAGGCUGUGAAAGAAUAUUCCAUUUCCAAAUACGUCACAAAAAAUGCAAAAGAAUACUUUGCGAAAUCUAUUCAGAUUUUCGAGAGAUCUUUGCAAAAGGAUAAAACGAUGAAAGUACACAAAAUGCAAAACUAUGCAAAAAAGUUAUCCCUUAUGGCAGAGGCACUGUUUUAUAUAAGUAAUAGUGAUAACGAACGUGCAGAAGCAGUUGGUAUAAUGAAGGAAUCACUAAAAAUAAAAAAUUCUUCCUACACAAAACCUACUAGGAAUAAAACGUUGGCGAUUUUUAAAACAGGACAGGCCUUUUUGAAAUGGCGAAGAAUAUUUCCACAAAACGAAAGCAUUAAAAGAGAUUUGUUGGUUGAAGCAACAUCGUGUUUCGUAAAUGUAAUAAAUGAAAUCAAGAGCAACAGCAGAGCGCGUCUUGAUGAAAAAGAUACAGAUCAUCUCUGUGAUAUUUUAAAAAGAAAGAUUUUAAAAGCUGUUAGUGAGAAAACCUGCAAAUCUAUCAAAAAAUUUAUUCAGCAAUGUGCCUCGGAUUCAUCCUCAGAAUCAUCAUCAAGUCUUGAUCAUAAUGACAGUGAUGAAGAUCAAAACAGUAGUGAUAACAACGAUAUUUCAAGUUCUGAUGAUGGCAUAUUAUGUGCAGUACUCGAGAAGAAGAAUGCUGCUCAAUUUCAAGAGAAUUUUUUCAGUGAAAUAAGCAAAAUGGAAGUAUCUGGUAAAGUUUCCAGAAAGAGACGUCAAUCAUUUGAUUCCGAGUAAAGUCAAUGUAGUGCCGGGGUUUGCAGACAAAAAUACUCAAUGGGGUUUUCUUUUUAUUCUGGUACAAGAGCCUAUCACAAAUAAAAAGAUUAUAAGACAAAUAACAAAGAGAAAUAUUUUGCUUUAGACAAUUCAUAAAUUACAUGCAUCUAUUUUACAAUUACAAUGAUUACAAAAUAUACAUUAUUAACAUUUCACAUUACAAAUAGAAUAAAUAUAUACAUACCAAAUUUAAUGUAGAAUAUUACUUAGAAUAUCAAUAUAUAUAAUGUUUAAAUCAGACGAUCAUAAAUCUAGAAGUAUUUUCAAUAAAAAAUAAAUUCUUUACGAAAAACAUGUUAUUACUUUGAAUACAAUGAUCAGUUGCUAAGAAAUGUUAAAUCUAUCCAAGAGCCAAUCUGCUUAAAUUUUACCACUUUCACAUAAAUCAAUCAACUUGCAGAUCCAGUUCAAUUACCUAUAACAAAAUGACAAUAAGCAAAACAUGAACACUAACACCACAAUAGAUUUUGUCUGGCCUUUAAGACAAAUUACAGUAUACAUAAUAGAAUAAAAGACUUGAUAUUUUAAACCUUAUCUGUAUUUAUGGUGUGCUUAAAAUGUCAUCACUAUUCUUGAAAAAAGAGAAAUAAAGAGAAGGAAAUUAUUACAAUAUCCCAAGACUUUCAUGUUGUUUUGAAGGAAGAAUUUGUAGUUUACGUGUAGUUUAUAGCUUGCCAAUUACUCAGACAUUCUAUGCAUCAUCAUUAUUAUCUGUUUUGUUCUUCUGUACAAUAAGAUAUUGUGAGCGGUUUAAGAUGACGGAAGAUAAUUUUGUAAUCAUAAGAUAAAAGAGAAUUUCACUUGGCGAAUAAGAAGUAUCUAAUUUACACAAUAUUGUUUUUAAGCUAAGUGGUGGAAAUAACGAUAGAUGUUUUGCGCGCUUUAUCCGGUUUAACCUCCCCAAUUGUACUUUUGUGGCGUUCGUUCGUGAUGUCCUUUAAAUGUUUAAUGAAGAUGUUUUUAUUUUAAUUUUGAGUGGUAAUUCUAGCAGGAAAUGCUUAAGGAUGAUAUUUUAGGAUUGGUAAUUUGUCCGCCUUGAAAAUAGGUUAAAUAUUACUCUAGAGAUCACAGAUUUGUUUGUAUUUCAUUCAAAGGUGUCCAAUGUUUUGUCAAUAACACCUUGCAAAAGUUAAACAUGGUUUAGUUUAAACAUUUUUUAUUCCUUUCAAUUUUUUUACAAGAUGCACAAUGCAAAUAUAUUGAAAAAUACAUAAAAAUACAUUUUGAAAGAAAAAGGGUUGGACCACAUGUCCAAAUAACAUUAGUAAUUCGGUCCGUCCCUAAAACAUGGGUACAAUGAGGCAAAACACUUGAACAAACGAUAACAUGUUUUUUCUUCAAGUCAUAAUGAAACUUGCUCAGAAUAACAGUUUUGAAAAAAAACCUUUUGUCAAAUUUGUAUAUGGGUAAUCUAGGGUCAUAAGCGAAGUCCUUGUUUCUGGGUGUUGUGGCGGUUGCGUUUAUUGAACGCCGCAUUUCCUUGUUGAUCUUGUUUAUCAUAUCUUAAGUAAAAUAUGAAAAAGGAGAUCAAUUUUGAAGGGCGGCAUUCAGUGAACGCAUCUGACAGCAGGACACCAAACAGGACGGAGUGAACGGUCAAAACGCGGAAGGCACGCCACAACAAACCAUUCAAAAUCGGAUAUUAUAGAAACCUUCAAGGCAACAAAAGAUAAAAAUGAAUUAAAAGACCUUCAAAAGGACAUGGACGCUGAGGAGGGUGUAAAUUGAAAAGAAAUAUAGGGGAAAGGGUAGAUACUUACCGUAGACGAAAAAGAAGGGACACAAAAGUGUCAGCACAAUAUAUAUGUAACAAAAAACGAGACAUACAUGUGGACCGCCUUUGAACGGUAAGCAACAUAAGCACUACUGGGGAUUUUGAACUAGUUAUUGGUCCAUCAAACCUCACUCUUAGCCACGCCAUGUUCCCUUAAAACGAUACAAUGAAAAUAAAAUGAAUUCCCGCCAAGUGAAAUACUAACACAUGUUACGGUUACAAAAGGUGAAGUAAGUUAAUCACAGAAAUGAUCAUGUACAUACAUAUAAAAGUAAGCCACAUAAGAAAGGCACAUAUGAGAUCGUAUUUAAGGUCGCUCACUAUCAAUGGUACAUGGUAACAUACUUCAACAUACUUCAACGAUUUUGUGAAUUAAUG
Molecule: messenger RNA, 5718 nt
Organism: Ruditapes philippinarum (Manila clam)
Lineage: Eukaryota; Metazoa; Mollusca; Bivalvia; Venerida; Veneridae
Exons: 9
Coding region: 747-3524 (925 amino acids)
Molecular function (GO): ADP binding; protein binding
Source: RefSeq, a predicted model, not a curated record